AUGCGCGCGACACGAACCCUCCUGGCCCUGCUCGGCGCGACGAGCAGCGCCUGGGCGACCGUCGACUUCCCCUCGCGCCGCGACCUCAACGAGACUUCAUCAUCUCCCAGCGACGCCGUGCCGAGGAGGUACAUCGUGGAGCUCAAGUCCCGCGCCCAGUGCACCCGGUUCUUCGACAAGGUCGCAGGCACAGCCGGGCUCAAGGUCGUCAAGCAGUUCGACUCGGACCUGUUUCCCGGCGUGAGCGUCGAGUGCGACCAUGCCUGCACCGAGGACUCGCUCAGGGCGGCGCUCGACGACGCCAGCGGCGAUGCUGCUGUGGCCACGGUCUACAAGUCGACGCGCGUCAGGAUCCUGGACACGGUCAAGGGCGAGUCUUUCAGUGACGAUGCUGCCGCAUCUAAUUAUUCGGUGCAUGGCAUCACCGGUGUCGAGAAGCUGCAUAAGGAUGGUAUCUUGGGAACUGGGGCCACUGUUGCGAUCGUCGACAGCGGUGUCCAAUACACUCACCCUGCUCUGGGCGGAGGUAUCGGCCCUGGCUUCAAAGUCCUUGGUGGUUAUGACCUUGUCGGAGAUGGAGAUUGGCCAGACUCUCCUCCCAAUCCCGACAACGACCCUAUGGACAAUUUUGGCCACGGGACGCAUGUGGCUGGCAUUGUCGCUGGGAAAAGUGAUCAGUUCGUUGGCGUUGCGCCCGAGGCAAACUUGUUGUCUUUCAAGGUGUUUGGCACUGACGGAUACUCCAACGAAGAGACAGUUAUUGAGGGAUUCCUCAAAGCUUUUGAAUCCGGUGCGGAUAUUAUCAGUGCUAGUGUCGGGGAAGAGAGCGGGUUCACUACGAAUGCCUGGGCUGUAGUUGCCUCCAGGAUGGUUGACCAGGGCGUUGUGGUAGUCGUUGCAGCUGGUAACGCUGGUGAAGAUGGACCAUUCUCCGCCAGCAACGGCGCGUCAGGCGAGCAUGUGCUGACCAUCGCUUCGUCUGAACCGGGCCAAUUCCCAGCCCAGUCCUUCUCGGUCGACUUCAACUUGGAAGGACAGUCCAACAACACCAAUGUCGCCUACGUUGCAGGAACGGGUGUCUUCCCGGAUAGCGUAGUCGACCUGCCUAUUUCACCACUCACACUGAAUACUUCCGUUGUGGACGACGCGUGUAGCCCCCUACCAAACAACACGGGGAGCCUAGCGGACAAGAUCGUUCUCGUUCGAUCUGGGGGAUGCUACCUGACUGACAAGCACAGGAAUCUCGUGCCUUUUAACCCGCAGUAUAUCUUGUUCUACAAUAACGAUGGCCCGUUUGAGGACCCAAACACGAGGACGACCCCUGGCGUCACUGGCAUGAUCGAAGCACGAGCUGGUGAAGCAAUCAUGGAAACGAUCCUGGCCGGAGGCAACGUCACAGCCUCCUUCAACGUCAACAACACGGGCCAUUACGUCGGCCUCUUCAACGCCGGAAGUGGGCGCCCGGCCAGGUAUUCCUCUUGGGGUGCAACCUUUGACCUCGCUCUCAAGCCUGAUGUCUCCGCACCGGGCACCAAGAUCCUCAGCACGUACCUGAACAGCGGCUACCAGGUCCUGAGUGGUACCAGCAUGGCUACACCCUACAUUGCCGGUGUUGCGGCCUUGUGGGUUGGCCAGUUCGGAGGCCGGAAAGCACACGCGGAUGACCCUGCCUGGGCUCAACGUCUAGUCUCUCGCAUCACAGCGACUGGCCGUGCCGUUCCUUGGGCCGAUUGGUCGACUUCUGCCAAAGACUACGGGUUCUGGACACCCACAGUCCAAAUUGGAUCAGGACUAGUCGAUGCGGCAGCCGUGCUGAAUUACACAACAGAGCUCAGCUUCGAUGGCCGCAAGUUCGAAAUGAACGAUACGGCCAACUUCGUGGGAACACAUACGGUUGAUAUCUUUAACAACGGCAAAGAGGCUGUUACAUACAAGUUCAGCCUGCAGGGCGCUGGCGGCUUCGAAUCCUACAAUCCUGACGCGCCAGAUGUGAUGCGCUACGAUGAGGUUGUGCUUGUAGAGUUCGACCCGACAGUCGAUCUUCCAGGCGAGCUUACCGUUGAGCCAGGGCAGAAAGCGACGGCAGAAGUUACCUUCACCGCGCCGGCUGGACUGGAUGCUACCAAGCUGCCAGUAUACAGCGGCAAAGUCCUCAUCAGCGGCAGCAACGGCGAGGAGUUGGGUAUCCCAUACUUUGGCGUGGCGUCGGACUUGAAGAAGACCGUGACGGGCAUGUAUAAUACCUUCCUGGGCUUCCCUCAUCUCCAGUCCGGCCCCAACAGCGUCGAGUUGACUAUCAAGCCGAACAUGACUUUCAAUCUUACCCCCACAGCGCAAGACUUCCCUCGGUUUAACAACUGGCUCACAUGGGGCUCAAGGGAGUUGCGCUGGGACAUUUUCGACGCCGGGUACACCGAGGCAGACUGGAAAUACCCACCUGUCGUCGGUGAAAACCACUUCAUCGGUUCUGCCACGAGCUGGAACGGCACCGACAAUGCGUCCUACUUCGACCCCAGCAGGCACAGCCAGGAUGAUAUCUUCUCGUUUCCUCUGUAUAACCUACCCCGUAAUGCGUGGGAGAGAUACUGGUGGCUUGGUAGAUAUGCCAAUGGGUCAACGAUCGUACCUGGCGAAUACCACUUCCGCGCUGCGGCUCUCAGGGCAUUUGGUGAUCCUGCUGUAGCGGACGACUGGGACGUCAUUCAAGUCCCGAAGAUCACUGUACUUCCUGGAGGUACCAUUGGCCAAUCUUGA
Diaporthe citri is the source of this 2754-nucleotide messenger RNA. RefSeq lists its product as uncharacterized. Gene Ontology annotation, biological process: proteolysis. Bases 1 to 2754 code for a protein of 917 amino acids. The record is from RefSeq and is a predicted model, not a curated record. Gene Ontology annotation, cellular component: cytosol; cell wall; membrane. The transcript has 11 exons. Lineage: Eukaryota; Fungi; Ascomycota; Sordariomycetes; Diaporthales; Diaporthaceae. Gene Ontology annotation, molecular function: tripeptidyl-peptidase activity; serine-type endopeptidase activity.